AUGCUCAUGGUCACAUGCUCAUGGUCGCUUGCUCAUGGUCACAUGCUCAUGGUCGCUUGCUCCCACAUGCUCCUGCUCUCCCCUGCUCCACCUCCCUCGCCCCUUCCUAUUCCUGCUGCUGCCGCUGAUCAUGCGGCUGCUCCUCCCCUUCCCUCUCCUACCGACAGGAGGGGAGGGAUGGAGGAGAGUUGGCACAGUGGAAUGGGCGGUGGAGGAGGGAACACGGCGGGCAGUGCAGCUGCUUCGGCGCGAAGAGGAAGCAGAGCCGAGAUAGGACAGAGGGAGGCGGAUGGAGAGGAUACAGUGGCGCAGGGACGGGAAGGAAUGGGUGGGGCGGCUUUUGAUUCUCAAGAUCCACAUGUGGAGGAGGCAGUGGCGCGGGGAUUGCGGGGAAUGGCUAGCAGCAGUGCACCCCUUGUUCCUGCUGCCCCUUUUUCAUCACUUCCCUUUCCAUCCGCCACUCCCCCUUCCCCCCCACCACCACCACCUUCCCUCCCCCCUCCCUUUUCCAUUCCACCCCCCUCCUCAGCUAUCAGCAGUGCAUUCCGUGCGUCUGCUGCCUGUGUGCCCCCCGCCCUGCCGCUGCCAGCACAUGUGUCUGAGGGAGGGGCGGCCUUGCCCUGCCCCGGCCACAGGCCUGGGCGGCAACAGGCAGGGCGGCAGCAGGUAGGGUGGCAGCAGGAAGAAAUGGAAGCUAGUGCGGGUGGGAGAGGGUGGAGGGCGGCAGCGGGUAGAAUGGAUGUUCGUGCUUCAAGGGAGGGCGAUGGUAGGGGGUGUGCUGGUGUGAUGUGUUGUGUGAAAGAAAGGAGGAAGAAGCGUUUGGUGGUGGGAGAGAGGGAGGAGGUGGAAGAGUGUGAGAUGCAGGAAGAGGAGAAUGAAGGGAAUAAGGCGGAGAAAGAAGAGGGAGGAGAUGAGAGAGAGGCAGAAAGGAUUGCGGAGGAAGAGGGAUUCAGGGAGGAGUGUGCAGAGGAGCAUUUGGGUGGGGGGAAGGGGUGGUGGCGGCAUGUGGUUGAGGCGUUGAGGGAGGAGGAGCGUGUGGGGGAGAGGGGUGUGGUGGAGGGGUGCUGGAAGGUGGGGUUGGGAGGCUGGGAGGGGCAGGAGAUGGAGGAGGGGCAGCAGGUGUGCGGGAGAGAGGAACGGGAUCAAGUGAAGCAUGAAGAGCAAGAGGAGUGGGUCCGAGCGGGGCGUUUGUUUACCUUUCUGCACGAGGAGAGGGGCAGCAGCAACGAGGGCAGUGGGGGGAGGCAGCACAGGGUGUGUGGGGCGUGUGGGUGCAACACUGAGAGGCAUGGCGUCCUGGUGGCACGACUGCUAUGUUCCCUCGGUAACCCUCCUGCUGAGACUAGUUGCACUUUUUCAGCCCUUCCCAUCCCUUCCCUCACGCCCUCACUCAUGGCGACCCGGACUAUUUCAUCCAUGACUCAUGGCUCAAUCUCAUCCAUUUCAUCCCUCCUCCACUUGUUAUGGCAUCUCCCUACCCCCGUUCCUCAAUCUUCUCACGUGCACCCCUCCUCCCCUGUGGUAUUUUCCCUCUGCCCCAUCACUUUUUCCCAUUCCUUCCUAAUUUUAUCCAUAUUCCUGCCCCAUUGUCGUCUCCCUCUGCCCAAACACACACCUCCCCCUUGGGGAGGAGGGGGAGUGUGGGAGGCGGAGAAGCGGGAGGGGCAGGUGGUGAGUGGAGUCACCCAGGGGCACUUGGGUCCAAAGGCCGCAAGGGGAGGGGGGGUGUGGGAGACGGAGGAGAGGGAGUUACAGCGGGGGGACGGGGGGAGGACAGGGAGAAGGAAGGAGGGGAGUGGUGAGAGGAAGUGGGAUGCUCCUGAUGUGGAGAGUGAGGGAGAUGAGGGUGAAGGGGAGGAGAAGUGGGAGGAGAAAAGGGAGGAGAGGGAGGAGGACAGAGAAAGGGCUAGACAUGAGCAAUGA
This is a messenger RNA of Closterium sp. Naga37s-1, 1923 nucleotides long. Lineage: Eukaryota; Viridiplantae; Streptophyta; Zygnematophyceae; Desmidiales; Closteriaceae. The record is from the annotation of a GenBank genome assembly.